Molecule: messenger RNA, 5289 nt
Organism: Alexandromys fortis (reed vole)
Lineage: Eukaryota; Metazoa; Chordata; Mammalia; Rodentia; Cricetidae
Product: protocadherin beta-6-like
Exons: 1
Coding region: 177-2516 (779 amino acids)
Biological process (GO): homophilic cell-cell adhesion
Cellular component (GO): plasma membrane
Molecular function (GO): calcium ion binding
Source: RefSeq, a predicted model, not a curated record
AGAAUCAGAAUGCUGAGUGUUCCAGGAAAGAAGGGGACAUUUACUUAAGGUCUUGGGGGAAAGACUCCUGGAAGCAAUUCAGUAAGAUUUAAUUGGCGGUUAUUUCACCAAACGUUAACUGUGUGGAUUGAGACAAGAUUAAGAAGCAGGAGCACCAUCUGGACCACAUCUGAACAAUGGAGACAGAUCUAGCAAAAACAUCAGAGAAAAGGCAAGUCGUUUUUCUUACUAUAUUGUUGCUUUUGUGGGAGGCUGACUGUAAGACAAUUAGAUAUUCCAUGCCAGAAGAAACAGAGACUGGAUACUUAGUGGCUAAUCUGGCAAAAGAUCUGGGGCUCAGGGUGGAGGAACUGGCCACCAGAGGGGUGAAAAUCUAUCACAGUGGAUACAAAGAGCUCUUACAGCUGGAUUCAGAGACCGGGAAUUUGUUUCUGAAGGAAAAGGCAGACCGCGAGGAGCUGUGUGGGGCGACAGAACCCUGUGUGCUGCACUUCCAGCUCAUACUGGAAAACCCUGUGCAGUUCUUCCAAACUGACCUGCAGCUCACAGACAUAAAUGACCAUUCUCCAGAGUUCCCCCAAAGGGAAAUGCUCCUAAAAAUUCAAGAAAGUGCCCAGCCAGGGACUGUGUUUCUUCUGAAGGCGGCUCAGGACCCUGACAUAGGCAGCAAUGCUGUUCAGAACUACACAGUCAGCCCCAACCUCCACUUCCAUGUCCUUACUCCCAGUGGUGCUGAUGGCAGGAAAUACCCAGAGCUGGUGCUGGAGAGAGCCCUGGACAGGGAGGAGCAGCCUGAGCUCACUUUAACCCUCACUGCUGUGGAUGGAGGGUCUCCUCCCAGGUCUGGGACCACCACAGUUCGCGUUGAGGUCUUGGACAUUAAUGAUAAUGCUCCCCAGUUUGUACAGUCGCUCUAUGAAGUUCAGAUCCCUGAGAACAGCCCCCUUGAUGCCUUAGUAUUGACGGUCUCUGCCAGGGAUUUAGAUGCUGGAAUACAUGGGAAAGUAGCCUACUCUCUGUUUCAAGGUGGUGAAGUUUCUCAACCAUUUGUAAUAGACCAAGUUACAGGAGAAAUUCGUCUUAAAAGGGUAUUGGAUUUUGAGGAAACUCAGUAUUAUACCAUGGAAAUUGUAGCGGCAGACAGUGGAGGUCUUUCAGGAAAAUGCAGUGUAGCUAUACUGGUGCUGGAUGUGAAUGACAACGUCCCUAAACUCACCAUAUCUUCGCUCACUAGUUCCAUCCCAGAAAACGCUCCUGAGGUUGUAGUGGCUGUUUUCCUUGUUUCUGACCCAGAUUCUGGGGACAAUGGAAGAAUGGUGUGUUCUAUUCCGAACGAUCUCCCAUUUCUCUUAAAACCCACUUUCAAGAACUAUUACACUUUAGUGACAGAGGGGCCACUGGACAGAGAGAGCAAAUCUGAGUACAACAUCACCAUCACAGUCAGCGACAUGGGCACACCCAGGCUCACAACCCAGCACACCAUAACAGUGCAGGUGUCUGACGUCAACGACAACGCCCCCGCCUUCACACAAAGCUCCUACACCCUGUUUGUCCACGAGAACAACAGUCCUGCCCUGCACAUAGGCACCAUCAGAGCCACAGACUCAGACUCGGGCUCCAAUGCCCACAUCACCUACUCGCUGCUGCCCACGCACGACCCGCAGCUGGACCUCUCCUCGCUCAUCUCCAUCAAUGCCGACAACGGGCAGCUGUUCGCGCUCAGGGCGCUGGACUAUGAGGCUCUGCAAACCUUCGAGUUCCGCGUGGGCGCCACAGACCAAGGCUCGCCCACGCUAAGCAGCGAGGCGCUGGUGCGCGUGCUGGUGCUGGACGCCAACGACAAUGCGCCCUUCGUGCUCUACCCGCUGCAGAACGCCUCUGCGCCCUACACAGAGCUGCUGCCCAGAGCAGCAGAGUCAGGCUACCUGGUCACCAAGGUGGUGGCGGUGGAUCGCGACUCCGGCCAAAACGCCUGGCUGUCGUUCCAGCUACUCAAGGCCACGGAGCCUGGACUGUUCAGCGUGUGGGCUCACAAUGGCGAGGUGCGCACCUCCAGGCUACUGAGUGAGCGCGAUGCGCCCAAGCACAGGCUGCUGCUGCAGGUCAAGGACAAUGGCGAUCCCCCGCGGUCUGCCAGUGUCACUCUGCAGGUGCUUGUGGUGGAUGGCUUCUCUCAGCCCUUCCUGCCUCUGCCAGAGGUGGCGCGCGACCCCGCGCAGGAUAAUGACUUGCUCACACUCUAUUUGGUUAUUGCCUUGGCAUCUGUGUCUUCGCUCUUUCUCUUGUCUGUGCUGCUGUUUGUGGGGGUGAGGCUGUGCAGGAGGGCCAGGGCAUCCUCGCUGAGUGGCUGCUCUGUGCCUGAAGGACACUUUCCUGGACACCUGGUUGAUGUCAGCGGCAUGGGAACCCUGUCCCAGGAUUAUCAAUAUGAGGUAUGUCUGGCUGGAGACUCGGGGACCACAGAUUUCAAAUUCUUCAACCCCAUUAUUCCCAAUGGUCUGUUUCAGAACCCUUAGCUCACGUUCAGUAUCCGAGAGACCUAGGGUUCUAUAAACCAAUCCGAAUUUGUUGCUUGGUUGUUGAUAUUUUCCUUUGCGUUCAGUAAUCUUUGAGACAAUAUGUUUCUACGUUGAUUUUAUCCCUUUUUUAAACGGAAUGUUUUUUUUCUUUUGUGAGCCUUAAUGCACUUUUUCCUUCACUAAUUUGGGAGGGGGGUAUAUAACUCUGUUGCGUUUCUCUCGUCAUUUCAAAUAGUUUUCUUAGGAACUCAUUUCUUCCUCUUCAUUAUAACCAGCAUGGAUUUCUGCAACACCCACUUCAAAUGGUGUCUUGUUGAGGCUAUGCAUAUAACUUGCUGUGUAUCAUUCAUUUUGACUUUCACUUCUCUCCAGCUUGGUAAGUUUUCAGUGUUCAGCACCCAUUGUGACACUUUCAGAGGUACACACACCACACCUUGAUACCGUUCACUCAUCACAGUCCUUAAUCCUCUGAUUUCCUCCCCAUGACAACCUUAAGUGCCCCAUUUUGGUUCCACCUACUUCUUGUCUUUUAGAGGGUGACCACUUAGCUUAAAAGAUCUGUCGCUCCAUGUCCCCCCCAAUGACAUUUUUGUUCUUGAUUCCUGAAUAAAAUAACGCAAUCGUGCAUGUAUGUGUUUCCCUCACCCACACUUCUGCACACAGCGUUGUGCACAGCUAAUGAAGGGUGAGCAUGAGAUACAGUCAUCUGUCACAGUUUUCCAUGUUUUGUACAUAAAUGAAAUGAGUAUGUUGUUCAAUUUGUCAUCUUUACUGACAAUCACAGUUACUAUUUCAAGACACUGUUUGCUUAAAUAUGGCCAAAAUGGCUUCUAAAGUGUACCAGAAAUAACGUUGCUUGACCUAAGCCAUUGCUAGUGACUGAAUGUUCUUUCACCUUGCAUGAGAAGAGAUUUAGUGAGCCUUGUGUUUGGAUGAUAAGCUGAUUUAUAAAAGCUGUAUAAACAUGAGUGCCCAUUAAACUUUCCACAAACUAUGCAGAUGAAUGGAUUUUAAGUGUUUUUAGUCUUUUUAUCAUUAAUACUUACUUGCCAUAAAUAAGGUGACUCGGGGGAACUAUUAUCAUUGCGUCCUAUCAAUGAGUUCUUCCUUUCUAUUUCCAUCUGUCAUGAUGUAGGAUUGUUGGGAAUGAAAUCUUCCAAUCCACACCAGUAUCCUUCCUACAACAUUUUAACUGAAGAAUAUACAAAUAUAGGAAUUUAUAAUAGGAAAAAACACAUCACUGGGGAAUUUUAGUUUUUCUAAAACUAAAAAGAACAUGUGGAAGCAACCAAAACCCAGAAUAUGGCUAUUUUGAGUUAAAAAAAUUAUAAACUUUCACAUAACCAACCAUUUUUCUUGGUCAAAUUUAUUUAAAAAUUAUUUUUACUGUAUUACCAUCCAGAUAUAUCUAUCUAACAUUCAAGUGUCUUGUCUACAAGAAAAAUAAUAGAACUUAUAAAAACUUGAAAAUUGUUUUGGUAACUCUGGAGAGUCAAGAAUGGACACACAUAUGCCUGAUGGAGUCACUUUAUUCAGGCAUCGAGAAUGAAAAUGUCAUUUUGAUAGACAUGGAGCUGCAGAUCAUUUAAGCUAAAUGGUCACUCUCUAAAAGACAAAAAGUACAUGAAAGCAAAAUGGGUGAUUUAAGAGUUAUGGGAAAAAUACUGACAUAUUCUUAAUCACUAAUAAGUGCAGUUGUAUAAUCAUAACCACUCUUCAAUGCUUGCAAGAGUUGGGGAAUCACUUUCCAAGGAGGAAGCUCUCUAGCAUAAAAAAUUUAUAUAAAAAGCAUUGUGGUAUAAAUUCUGAAUAACUGGGAAAACAUCUUUUUGUCAAGCCUAAAUAUUUUGUAUGAAAAUUUUUGUCGGAUUUUUAUUCUUUCAUACAUAUCUUCAAUUUCUUGAAAAUUAUGCAAUUCAUGUGACAAUUAUUUUUGAGAGGUAUUAGUAUUAUAUAGAGUGUAUAUAUCACACUAGUGUGGGAAGGGCUCUAUGCUGAUAAUCUAUCUACAGCCUGAAGACAAAGAAGAUACUAUCAGUAGGGAUGCCCAUGUGUGUGAGUGUGUGUUUGUCUGAGUGUGCCUGUGUUUGUGUGUGUCCAAAGCCUGGGGCCCAUGGUGUACAAGGUGUGCCUUCAAUCACUGAUCUGCAGCCCAAGCCCUAGAUCCUAUUAAAUUAAUAAUUUAAUCUGUGGAUGGACUAUAUUUAUAUGUAGAAAAUUUCCCAAGCUGAUAAGAUAACCUGGGCUGAAUUUGAAGUCAUAAAACAGUAAGUCUUGGUUCAAAGUUAUUUUUAUUUCUGGGCACUUAAAAAUCAUUUAGCCAUUUAUUUGAAUUGUUUUCCCAAACUACAGCUAUCACCUAUAUUUUGAGAUAGGUUCUUACUCAUUUCUCUGUGUAGCCUAGGCUUGCUUCCAACUCUGCUAACUGUUGUUGCACUUUGGGGGCAUUUUUCAAACUGCAAAUCUGAUAUCAGCAAAAGAGAUGACUUUGUUUAUCAAUUCUCCAGUAUUAAGGUUACUAUCAUUUAUGGACAAGUUGGUAUUAUUGAUAUUUCAGUGUUUGAAGAGGAAACAAAAUUAAACAAAAAUUGAGUUCUCUUACUGCUAAAUAACUUCAGUAGACAACAAAUAGUCUCAAAGAGCUCUUUUGGGUUUACUUUGAGUUGAGCUUUUAGUACAUCACACAAUGUCUCAUUCAAAACUAGUGCUCAGUUUGCUGUCGCUGGAUAAUAAACUUGAAACCAUUAGAAAAUCAAUGAAUUUUCUGAGG